AUGGGUCCGGGGGCGUUGUGGGAGCAGCACCAGGCAGAGCCACAGACGAGGAAGCUGGAGCACAGACUGCAGACACUCCACAACACACAGCAGGCAACAGACAGAGAUAGGCACGUCAGCACAGAUCAGACGUUUAAUAUCUGGUACCUUCCCCACCGGGGACUGCGUGUUGAACGGGUUUUUGGAACCGGGAGCUGGACCCGGGAGCUGGACCCAGGGCUCGCUCUGUCUGCUCCCAGCAUCAACCCAGUUUUGAAUCAUUCAGAGGCAGAGAGUGAAGUGAGUGGCAGUGCUGAUGGGCUAGUGCUCAGGAACGGGAUGUUGGUCGCCGUCCCCAGUAACAACACUGACAGCCGUUCGCCAGCAGCAGUCUGGGAGACCAGGAUCAAAGGAGAGACUGUUCAAGGAACUGCUUCAGCAGCAGAUCGAUCACACAUGGAGAGGCUUCUCAAGGAGCUGACAGAUUACCGAUUCGUGUUCCCAUACAUUGUGUCCGGGAAGAGGAAGCGGAGUUUAACUGCCUUACAGCAGGGGAGCUAUCCAAACCACGUCACCAUCUUGGUGGACCUCGCAGGGGAACAACUGACGCUGGAUCUCAGCAGAAACACCCUCCUGUUGCCGAAAGGGUUCCAGGUCUCCCACUAUGAUUCGAACGGGACUCUGGUGACAGAGCAGCACCAGGAACCGAGUCAGUGUUACUACGAGGGCUCCGUCAGAAACUUCGCCGGAUCUGCGGUGUCGGCCAGCACCUGCUCAGGACUCAGUGCUCUGGUUGUUCUCAGUAAUCGAACUUACGUCAUUGAAUAUCUUGAGGGAUCUGAGCACGGACGACAUUUGAUGUACAGACCUGAAGAUCUCAAGUCAGUGCCCAGUAGGUGUGGAGUCACAAACACAUCCCCUGGAUCAACCCUGGCUGAGGAGCUCCAGCAGUUCCAUCGGAUGAAGAAGAUGGAAUUGACAGAAGAGACAAAGUACGUGGAGCUGGUACUGGUAGCAGACAAUGCAGAGUACCUGAAUCAGCGGAAGAAUAAAGAUGCUGUGGUGAAGCGGAUGCUCAAUAUUGCAAACACAGUGGACUUGUACUACAGACCGCUGAACGUCCGUAUAGCUCUGAUUGGAGUCGAUGUGUGGUCAAAGAACCAAGUCACAGUGGACAGAAAUCCUCAGAAAAUGCUGUCCCGAUUCCUUCAGUGGAGGAAGAGUACCCUGCUCCCACGACAGUACAACGACAACGCCCAGCUCAUCCUAGGACGUAACUUUGAAGGGACCACUGCCGGGUUGGCGCCACUCAGCACCAUUUGUCUGCCCGACGCAUCUGGUGGAGUAAACCAGGACUCUGACUUGAACAUCCUGCAAGUUUCUUCUACGGUUGCCCAUGAGCUUGGACACAACCUUGGAAUAUCUCAUGACACCAGGGAACGGAAUUGUGUCUGCCCAUCCAAGGCCAGCUGCAUCAUGGCAGAAGCACUGGGUCUGGUUUUACCAACAAAAUUCAGCAGCUGCAGCCGAGCCGACUUGACGAGAGGCCUGCUUCAUGGAAAGGCGUACUGUCUCUUCAACAUGCCCAAACUGAACAAACUGGUCGGAGGCCCGAAGUGUGGCAACAUGUACUUGGAGAAAGGCGAGCAAUGUGACUGUGGCAAGCCUAAGGAAUGUUCGGAUCCCUGCUGUGAGCCAUCGACUUGUAGACUCAGACGUGGUGCAAAAUGUUCAUCUGUUGGUGCCUGCUGUAAGAAAUGCAAAUUUCUCCCAGCAGGAACAGUCUGCAGACCAAAGCGGGGAGAAUGUGACUUGCCAGAGUUCUGCACAGGCCGAUCCCAGGACUGCCCUGACAAUCACUACGUGAAAGAUGGCCACACGUGCAGUAAUGGAAACUUGUACUGCAGCCAGGGAACUUGCCAGUCUGCAGAUCGGCAAUGCCAGGAGAUCUGGGGUGCCGGCUCCAAGUCUGCCGAAAGAAACUGCUAUGAAGUUAUAAAUCAGCAAGGAAAUGAGUUUGGGAACUGUGGGCAGAACAAAGAUAACAACUACAUGAGAUGCCAGGAUGGGGAUGAAAUGUGUGGAAAAAUCCAGUGUAAGGUUGGAAAAGGAGCUACAUUCCCAGGAGGAAACACCAAGAUUGUAACUAGCUCCAUUGUUUUCCACGGCGUGAAGUAUGAAUGCUGGGCGGUACUUAAUUCCCUAAGUGAUGCCAGUAGUCCAGACUGGGUUAAACAAGGGACCAAGUGUGGAGAUAACAAGGCCUGUAUUGAUGGCAAGUGCCAGGAUGUGGCACUGUUCGAUGUGGAAAGCUGUGACAAGACCUGCAACAACAAGGGGGUAUGA
Messenger RNA from Pristis pectinata (smalltooth sawfish), 2325 nucleotides. Its product is annotated as disintegrin and metalloproteinase domain-containing protein 12-like. The transcript has 19 exons. Gene Ontology annotation, molecular function: integrin binding; metalloendopeptidase activity. Lineage: Eukaryota; Metazoa; Chordata; Chondrichthyes; Rhinopristiformes; Pristidae. The record is from RefSeq and is a predicted model, not a curated record. Gene Ontology annotation, biological process: innate immune response; proteolysis; integrin-mediated signaling pathway. Bases 1 to 2325 code for a protein of 774 amino acids.